This is a messenger RNA of Fusarium sp. VM40, 1158 nucleotides long. Lineage: Eukaryota; Fungi; Ascomycota; Sordariomycetes; Hypocreales; Nectriaceae. The record is from the annotation of a GenBank genome assembly.
AUGCGAUCAGCACUUCUUUUUGGCCUGAUCGGCAGCGUAAAGGCUUCCAGUGACUAUUUUGAGCCUUUUCCAACUUGCGCUGAUUGUUUACCUGCGACUGUUCACGACGCGCCUGGGAUUGGGUUCAGUCUCUCAUUGUCUUCAGGAACCGCUGCUACGCACUUCUACAAUGGCACUGUAAAGAACAUUGCGACUAUUCCUGCAAGCCCAGAAUAUACAGCACUUAUGAGGCGUCUAGCUGAUUCUCCACCUCCUCCACCACUAUCAAGAUGGGAAAAGCUACGACGAUCUUUCAACAGAAAGAUGGGGAGGCCAGCUACACCCGAUAUCGGCAUUAUUGCCUCCCUACUUAUCUCGCUACGCGACAUGACUUUUACCGCAGUCACAAGUCCAUUAGAUAGAGUCGCUGUGUCGCACCCCGGAAUCCAAGGUUUGGCAGAACUAGACCUCUGGGACGCCCUCGAAUAUGCGCAUAUUCGACCGUGGGUGGCGGCUGGUCUGCCACGUCCAAAGGUUGUACUUCCUUUGCCCGCUGCCGGCGGUUACCCAAGUCGGCUUCUCGAGUCAUAUGCUGUUAUCGCGGGACAUGGGAAGGGUUUGUGCAAAAACUAUAAAAGCUUCUGGCAAUGUGCGGAGGAGCAGGAUAAUGUUCCCUUGGCGACAACCCUAGUGGUGGGAAUCACUCCCACCGAUUUGCGUGGAAACAUUGUUAGGACUCGGUCUGCAUUCACUCAAUUCCAGCCUAGACCUAAUGACCGGACGUUUACAGACCUUGAACUAGGUCUAGCUACCUCGAAGGAUAAUCCCGACUUCUGGGCGCGUGUGACCAAAAGGUUGGGGGAUUUUUGUGGCACAGCUCCCAAAGGAUUCCGCCUCAACACAAUCUUGCUAACAGGAGAGAACGCGACACAUCCGGAUUUUCUUGCGGCCUUACGAAGCGCGCUCGUAGGUAACGGGUAUCUGCAGAGAGAAAGCGACGAUGGGGAGAAAAUAUCAUUCGUUCAUGAGGGGGGACCAGGAAUUGAUCCUGUCUUUGCUAGUGCUAGAGGGGCAGCUCAAUACGCAAGAUGGAGGCAGGAGGCGCCGAUUGGGUGUGGAGAACAGGACAGGUGCAAGGAAGAGAGGAGGAGACAAGGCGAGCAUGUUGAGUUGAGGUAA